Molecule: messenger RNA, 2019 nt
Organism: Penicillium oxalicum
Lineage: Eukaryota; Fungi; Ascomycota; Eurotiomycetes; Eurotiales; Aspergillaceae
Exons: 4
Coding region: 1-2019 (672 amino acids)
Biological process (GO): DNA-templated transcription; regulation of DNA-templated transcription
Cellular component (GO): nucleus
Molecular function (GO): DNA binding; DNA-binding transcription factor activity, RNA polymerase II-specific; zinc ion binding
Source: RefSeq, a predicted model, not a curated record
AUGGUCACCUCAAAGCGCAUCAGUGAAGUCAAGAAACAGCGCCGCCCAGCACAUCUUCCAGGCCAACGAGCGCCAGUUGCCUGUAUACCCUGCCGACAGCGCAAAAUACGAUGUAGCAGUGGCUGGCCCUCGUGCAAGAGCUGUCAGAAACGCUCGAGUCAAUGCAAAUAUGCAGGAUUAUCCCAAGACGGGCCUGUGGAAAAUUCCGCCAUUCGACUCUCGCAAGAAUCUCCAUCAGAAAAGCGAAGCUCUGAACAUUUGCCAGAAAUGCCAAAGACCGAGCUGAUACAAAUAGCCGAGUUCUUCCUCGAUAAUUUUGGCACUACCUUGCUCUUUUUUGUCGACCCAGUCACUUUUCGAGCGGACUUUGGUGACGGCAAGCUAGACAAGGGGUUCGUGUAUGCGACAAUCGCUCUCGUCUUUCGGGUGAGCCCGAACUACACGAGGGAUCGUGCAUGCGAGUUCUAUGAUUACGCUGGUGAGAUGACUCAAAGGUCGCGCGAUGUUGUCUCUCUUCCUUUGAUUCAGACGUAUCUCGUCCUUUGUGUUUACGAGGUAGGCUGUGGUUAUGAGUCCAAGGCUUGGAUGCAUCUGGGUAGCGCGAUUCGCAUGGCACAGAUGCUCCGUCUGUCUGUGAUGGACAAGCCACCCAAUCCUUUUGACUGGGGCAGACGGGAGCAGACCGAGAACGAAGAUCGACUGGCUUCCGAGCUUCAACGCCGUACGUUCUGGAGCUGCUAUUUCCUAGACAAGCUUCUCUCGAAUGGUCGGGAUCGGCCAAGUGGGAUAGAUGAUCGAGAUGUCUUCUGUCAUCUCCCUAUUUCUGAAGAGGACCUUAUCUUCCGACGAUUCCACCCGUCUUCUAGCGCGGCAUUGAGCGACUUCAAACCCAGACCGGAUGAUGCGGAGAACAUCUAUAUUCACCUUGUUCGAAUAAUCUCGAUCCUGGGUGCUAUCACCACAUGGCACGGUCGAGGUGGUCGGCAUCUUGAAAAGGCCAUGCCUUGGAAAUCAGAUAUGCCUUUCACCGUCCUCGACACAAAGCUCAAUGAGUGGGCGGAUCAAAUUCCUGCUCAUCUUCGAUAUUCACUCGACACAUUCAACGCAAUCUCAAUCGUCAGCAGGAGCAGAUCCAGGAUAUGGGGUCUAAGUCACCUCUUUUUCUUCCUGGCCAAAGCUCACCUUCACCGAGAGUACUAUCCGUUUACCCCCCAGAAAGGCUACUCGCCCUGGGAAAGUCCCUUCGACCCAUCAUCGACUCCCGACGAUUGGGAGAGUCCGCCACCCGGAUGGCGUGAGCAUUCCAUACGUGAAUUACUCGGGCACUCGGGCAACAUGAUCGACCUCUACGAAUGGAUGAUGGCGAGAUAUCCCCCGUUUCCGGGGGUUUACCCUUUCAUGGGGCUGUGCCUCAUGACUUCGGCGAGUGUCAACCUGGUUUUUGCAUGCGUUGAUGCCCCUCGUUUCGAACAAUACGCCUCACGCCGUCGGAUCAAGUCAAAUUUGAACAGGGCAAUCAAAGCGAUGGAAGCUCUGAAACCCUCCUGGAAUCUUCCCGCCUAUUGGCUUGACCAACUCUCACUGUAUCGUACCCUGCUUAAGGAGUCGACCCGAUUGGACCAGCCGACAUCGCAUGACUCUUUUCGAGAACUCAAAGAUGGUAUCAUGAAUUAUUUGCGUGAAGGCCCCAAUUCAAGGAAACAGGGACGCACCAGCAAUGUGCUGUCGCAUACUAGAUCGGAGAAACAUACAGUUCAUGAUUCUGCCACUACCCCCAAUUCCCAGGAUUGCGUCUCCGCAAGCGACUUGGCGACCACUCGAUACCUCACUCCUCUCGAGAAUAAUUAUCCAUCCACGCCCAUUCCGAGUGAGCCAGGGCAGUCGGGAGACCUCUCCCUGAUGCUUGACGACAUACAUCCUUCAUUGGAUGUGCCAAGGCCGAUGGCUGAGGAUGGUCUCGGAGAUCAGAUCUUGUCUCUGGUCAACUGGGAGUAUUUCCAUUUUCCGGGACUCGGCUGA